Messenger RNA from Capsicum annuum, 1296 nucleotides. RefSeq names its product F-box/FBD/LRR-repeat protein At1g13570-like. The record is from RefSeq and is a predicted model, not a curated record. The coding region runs from base 1 to 1296 and encodes 431 amino acids. Gene Ontology annotation, molecular function: protein binding. The transcript is spliced from 4 exons. NCBI's taxonomy places the organism in Eukaryota, Viridiplantae, Streptophyta, Magnoliopsida, Solanales, Solanaceae.
AUGUUAAGAGGUAGUAAAGGAGCUAAUGCUGAUCGAGAGUAUACAGAAGAUCGAAUCAGUGUUCUACCAAUUAAUGUUUUAGAUUAUGUUGUUGAGCUCCUGCCUAUUGAAGACGCAGCAAGGACUAGUAUUUUGUCCAAAAAAUGGAGAUAUAUUUGGGCCAUGUCUCCCAAUUUGGUGCUGGAUAACCUAUUUUGCAAUAAAUUAGCAAAAGAGUCUUGCUCAUUUUUCUACAAUACUGUAGAUAAUAUUCUGUUACAGCAUAUUGGAGACAUUGUGAAGUUUGAUCUCGAUGUUUCAGGACUAGGAUUGCCUUGGUAUACAGAUAUUGAUAGAUGGAUGCAUUAUGUCACUAGACAUGGUGUCAAGAAGCUAAAUCUUAACGUGCCCAAAAAUAGUACUUACAAAGUACCUUCUUAUAUAUUUAAUUGCUCAACGCUGACAGAUUUGACGCUCUCCAAUUGUGUCUUCAAAUCGCCAACCUCUUUUCUUGGCUUUCAGAAUCUUAUAACCCUUUGUUUAAAAAGCAUGACAUUUGUGCCAACCGCAGAGUUUUGUGUUAUCAAGGUUCCCCUUCUUGUUGAUUUGAUUCUCGACUGCUGUCAAGGCACUCGAUACUUGAAUAUUGUUUCACCGCAGUUGGAGUCCUUAGUUGUUUUCCGGAGUGACUGUCUCGAGCUAAAUUGCUUUAGGAAUUGCAAAAAAUUGAAAAGAAUUAUAUUUUCUGGUACAAACAAAGUGGUUGAUGUUUAUCCAAAAUAUCUUGAAAGCUCAACUUUGGAGAAAUUUCUUUUCAGCUUGCCUACACUUGCGAUACUUCAUUUGGAGUCACAUUUUCUCAAGCUUCUGGCUGCAGACAAUAUUUCUAAGGAGCUUCCUUUUGCACUAGACUGCCUGUGGCAUCUAUCAUUACAUGUAGACUUUGGCAAAUUGGAUCAGACUUCUUACGCACUCCAAUUAAUUAAGAUUUCCCCCAAUUUAACUCAACUCCGAAUUUGGGUCUUUAAUACCAGUGACAAUGCUGAGGCUGUUUCGGAAUAUCUAGACUCACCGGCUUGCUUAGAACAACCUCUCAAUAAGCUCAGGCAUGUAACCUUGCAUUUGUUCAAAGGUUCAAAAACUGAGCUUGCUUUAGUUAAGAAGUUGGUUGCUCACACGCCAUCUUUGGUAAGGAUGUCCAUCAAGCCGAAUAAAGUAAUGGAUUCCUGGAAAGAAAGGAAUAUCGCCAUAGAAUUGAUGCGUUUCUCCAGAGCGUCUCCCAGGGCUGAGUUACUAUAUUUGCCGAAUGUGGUUUAG